This is a messenger RNA of Cercocebus atys (sooty mangabey), 1338 nucleotides long. RefSeq names its product azurocidin 1 (gene AZU1). NCBI's taxonomy places the organism in Eukaryota, Metazoa, Chordata, Mammalia, Primates, Cercopithecidae. The coding region runs from base 440 to 1192 and encodes 250 amino acids. The transcript is spliced from 5 exons. The record is from RefSeq and is a predicted model, not a curated record. Gene Ontology annotation, cellular component: azurophil granule. Gene Ontology annotation, molecular function: serine-type endopeptidase activity. Gene Ontology annotation, biological process: proteolysis.
UCCAUCUCAAAAUAAUAAUAAUAAUAAUAAUGAUAAUCACCCAUGCAGACCUGCAGGACUCAACGCAGGCCUGGUGCCAGGCCCAGUGGGCAGUGGUGGAGCCCCAGUGGCUUGGGAUGGGGAGACCGGGACUCUGAGCUGGCAGCGUGGCUGGUGUCUGCUGGGUGCCACUGCAUUCCCGCCGUGUGCUGGGCCCCGGGAUCCACUGGUUCCUGUCACCCUCAUCUGCCCCUGAGGGUGCGGCCAUCUUCUAGAAGGGGAAACUGAGGGUGAGCGCGGGAUGUCGGGGGAGCCCAGGCUGGCCCGGGGAGCAGUUGGCGGUGGAGACCUUGGGCAACUUCCCAAGUGGGGCUAUCCCUGGGCCUGGGCGGGAACGCCCCCAACUGCCGAGGCCCAUGUAUAAGGGCGGCCACCGCCUUAGCCACAGAGCUGCUCCGCCAUGACCCGGCUGACAGUCCUGGCCCUGCUGGCUGGUCUUCUGGUGUCCUCGAGGGCCGGCUCCAGCCCCCUCGCGGACAUCGUGGGCGGCCGGAAGGCGAGACCCCGCCAGUUCCCAUUCCUGGCCUCCAUCCAGAAUCAAGGGAGGCACUUCUGUGGGGGUGCCCUGAUCCAUCCCCGCUUCGUGAUGAGCGCGGCCAGCUGCUUCCGAAACCAGAACCCUGGGACUGUCGCCGUGGUGCUGGGCGCCUAUGACCUGAGGCGGCGGGAGAGGCGGUCCCGCCAGACGUUUUCCAUCAGCAGCAUGAGCGAGAACCGCUAUGACCCCCAGCAGAACCUGAACGACCUGGUGCUGCUUCAGCUGGACCGCGAGGCCAACCUCACCAGCAGCGUGGCAAUACUGGCACUGCCCCUGCAGGACGCCACGGUGGAAGCCGGUACCAGAUGCCAGGUGGCCGGCUGGGGGACCCGGCGUAGUGGGGGGCGUCUCUCUCGUUUUCCCAGGUUCGUCAACGUGACCGUGAUCCCCGAGGACCGGUGUCGUCCCAAUAACGUGUGCACCGGUGUGCUCGCCCGCCGGGCCGGCAUCUGCAAUGGAGACGGGGGCACCCCCCUCAUCUGCGACGGCCUGGGGCACGGCGUGGCCUCCUUCUCCCUAGGGCCCUGUGGCCGAGGCCCCGACUUCUUCACCCAAGUGUCGGUUUUCCGAGACUGGAUCGAUGGUGUUCUCAACGGGGGACCAGUGCCAGCCUAGGGGGGCCUGUGACCUCCCACAGAGCCCAGCCCUGCCCUCCGCGCCUCCCGCGCUCCGAACCCACCUCCCACGGCCCCGCCCCUGCCCCUGCCCCCACUCCGGCCGGCGUGGCCCUGGCUGUAAUAAAGAAGCCAAUCUCGCCUCUG